AUGAAGAAAAAAGUUCUUCUUAUGGGUGCCUCAGGUAGCGGAAAGACCUCCAUGCGCUCGUUAAUUUUUUCCAACAACCCUGCAUCUCUCACUGCCCGCCUCGGAGCGACAAUAGACGUUGAACAAAACCACGUUCGUUUUUUGGGAGACCUCAUCCUGAAUCUAUGGGACUGCGGUGGUCAGGACGCGUUCAUGGACUCAUAUCUCACCACCCAACGUUCAACGAUCUUCCAACAUGUCGGCGUUUUGAUAUAUGUUUUUGACGUUGAAUCGAGAGAGAUGAACAAAGACCUCGAGUACUAUCGAGAUUGUCUAGAAGGCUUGAAACAGUUCAGCCCAGAAGCAGCCGUUUUCCUUCUUGUGCACAAGAUGGAUUUAGUUCGGGAACCGAAGAGCCUGAUGUUCGACAAGAAGUACAAGGAGCUCCAAAAGGCUAGUGGGGAUAUGGUUAUUACAGUGUUUGGGACCAGUAUCUAUGAUGAGAGCCUCUACAAGGCAUGGUCAAGCAUCGUACAUACGCUCAUCCCAAACGCAGCUAUCCUUUCCAAACAUCUCUCAACACUCGCAGAAGCAUGUAAUGCAACCGAGGUUAUCCUUUUCGAACGUACCACUUUCCUCGUCAUCGCUACUUCAACCUCUGAACACCAUUCCUCUUCCCAAUUUUCAUCGUCAACAAAUUUGCCAAGCCGAACAACGACGAAUAUGUCUGCAUCUUCAACAGAUGAACCCGUGGAAGAUAGUCACCAUCUCGAUCCGAAGCGUUACGAGCGGACGUCUGAGUUGAUCAAAGCUUUCAAGUACUCAUGUUCACGGGUGAGAGAAGAGUUUCGUUCUCUGGAAAUGGAACUUUCGGAGUUCACUGCUGUGUUGGAUGAAAUGACAAGAAACACGUACGUCAUGGUCGUGGUACAUGAUCCUACAAUAGAAACGGCUGCCGUAAAGCUUAAUAUUCGAAUGGCACGGCGAAAGUUCGAAGAGCUGCAGGGGGAUGGAGUUGUUUCGUAG
Marasmius oreades (fairy-ring Marasmius) is the source of this 1005-nucleotide messenger RNA. RefSeq lists its product as uncharacterized. The coding region runs from base 1 to 1005 and encodes 334 amino acids. Gene Ontology annotation, molecular function: GTP binding; GTPase activity. Gene Ontology annotation, biological process: regulation of autophagy; cellular response to amino acid stimulus; positive regulation of TOR signaling. The record is from RefSeq and is a predicted model, not a curated record. Lineage: Eukaryota; Fungi; Basidiomycota; Agaricomycetes; Agaricales; Marasmiaceae. Gene Ontology annotation, cellular component: Gtr1-Gtr2 GTPase complex; fungal-type vacuole membrane; nucleus. The transcript is spliced from 5 exons.